AUGAUAACGGCGCCCGCGAUCACCGCCGCGACGUGGACGGCUACGACCACGACCUCGUCGACGACGAAGACGAAGAAAAAGACGAGGUCGAAACGGGAGGAAACAAAAGUCCCGUACGAACAAUCCAGCUGCGUUUAUACGCUCAGCACCGUGAGCUCCGUGUGCUCCUCGCGACCGCCCAGGCCACCGCGACCCCCGAGGCCGCGCAAGAAGUCUUCCCUCGCGGCCGCCAACCAGAAGGAGCCACCUUUCGAGGAGGACAUUAUCGACGGAUUCGCCAUCCUCGCCUUCCGCUCCUACGAGGAACUCGAGAGUGCAAUAACGUUAGCUGGUAAAAAUAAUGUCAAGAAAAUACACACAUUGCUAUCGAUAGUGGACGAAAAACCAAAGCUGGAUACUGGACAGAAUAACAGGCACAACGAGCACCACAUCAAAAACAAUUUCAAGCACAACCAUUACACACAUAAUUCCAUACUGACACCCUCGACGCUAAACCAGGGCCUAGAUGCAGGUACAAGCGACGAUAGUGGCAGAGCGUCUGAACAGUUGCACGGCCCUGGUAUACCUAGGGAUUGCCAGGACGCAGACAGUUCUAGGGACCAUCUCAGCGAUGCUAGCAGUCAUUGCAGUUCGGGUAAAGGUUAUAUCUGUGAUAGUGAAGGAGAAGACGAUAAGGGCUCGGAUGCCGAAUCUAUACUCUUUGAAUCUUCUACCUCACCACCUCUCACACGUAAAUACGAAUUGCCAUCUUCUUCGCCACACGUUUUACCACCCACAAACGGGGCAGGUGGAUCUCCACCGGACACGGGUGGUCAAACUUCUAAUCCAGCAACGAAUGCUCCGGCACCUAUACCACCUCCUGUGCCUGCGUCUGCACCAGUUCCAACAGCGCCGAGUCCUCCUAGCCCCACGUUGCCUCCACACAUAUCCCAGCCUUCUAUGACUAGUCCUUUGGCAGCGAAUCCACGUGCAAUAGCUCCGCAACAGCGGCCAGCUUCCCCUGCUCUGCCUCCACCCUCCCUAUCCCAGCAACCGCACACUACGAUACCUGCAUUACAUCCACCUAUUGGGCCCCUCGUCUCGAGUCAUACAACUAGUCCAGCGGUAGCCAGUUUAGGUGUUACGCCAGCAGCACCAUCGAACGGAGCGGCCACUACGAGUUAUCCACCUCCCAUUCCUAUAGCCGCGUAUCCACAGACACAACCAUCGUAUCCACCGCUCUACACCCCGUACACCGCUCUAAAUCACAGCCCGUAUCUUCCGCCUGCGGUACCAUCCCCUUCUCAUUCUGCUUCAUCGCGCGCUGACGUGAGAGGGAGUAGAGCUUCCCCCUGUACCAACAUAAAUAAACAGACUAUAGGAAAUAACCUCGUGAGUCACAAUAAUACUCCACUGAGUGCUGCCACCACAACAUGCGUAUCCACUAUAACUAAUACAGUUACCACGGCAAAUACUAUCGCUCAUAGAGACAUGGUGGCCUGCAGUCUAUCCGGACGAAAUAAUAACUCUCCACGUGGACAUAGCCCCAGUCGGGAAAGGGAUAGUUACAGCAGUAACGUGAGUAGUCUAAGUCGGGGCAGCAUAACGCCUGUUAGUGUGCCAAACACCUCCUCGCCAGCCAAUUCUAGUCUACCUACAUAUACCAAGCCACAAAGUUGGAUUAGCAGCAACACAGCUCCCCAGUUGUCUCCAGCGACAGCUACAUCUGUUCCGAGGCCAACUCCACCACCGGUACCACUCGGUAUACCACAUACAUUUCCACCACCGAUGUUCGCAACGCCUUUACCACCGCCAGUGUCUAGCUCAAGCCCUCAUACUUCACUGCCCUCGCUUCCCCCACCGACGACCAAUCCCAAUCCGUUUUCUGCAGAGUCUCUGUUCCAAACAAAAGGGGUGACACAUGUUGCAGGUCAGGCUGAUCUUCUGAGGAGAGAACUCGAUAAUAGGUUCUUAGCGUCUCAAGACAGAAAUGUUGGCGUUGGAGUGGGGAAUUUGGGUCCAGCGUAUCUUCGAACAGAAAUGCAUCAUCAUCAACAUCAACACACGCAUGUACAUCAGCACACGACACCGUUGCUGCCAACAGCUGCAACAUCUACACUUUUUCCACCUCCAAUUUUUAAGGACAUCCCAAAAUUGGGAGGAGUCGAAUCACCAUUUUUUCGUGGAAACUUAAACCUUUCUGGUUACUCCGGUUUUAACACUGGCCUUCUUCAUCCCGGAAUUGGACCGCCUUCGACACCUUUUGUGCCCCCUAAUCAUUUGACUCCGUUUGCGCCAAAGAAAAGUGGAAAGUGGAAUGCGAUGCACGUGCGUAUUGCGUGGGAGAUAUAUAAUCAUCAACAAAAGCAACAGGCUGAAGCUAAAGCGGGAAGUGUCGUUAGUACCAAAACUGAGUUAUUAAGACCACCGAGCCAUCUUUAUCCUGGGGGACCAGCCAGUGGUCUUGGACUCGGUGCACCAUCAAUGGCACCUCCGUUUUCCACUAAUAUACCAUCUGCCCAUCCUGCACCACCUCCACCACAUCCUGUCGGUUUUCUUUCUACAACGGCCUCACACUUAGGAGCAGGAUUAUCUCCCUUUGGAAGAUAUCCUUCAACGUUCGGCGCGCCGAAUCCUAAUUUUCCAAACCUUUCAACUUUUCCGCCAAGAGAAAUGCCUUCUCUAGGUGGACUUGGUUCAGUACACGAUCCAUGGCGAGGAUUGCAACGCGCUACUACUGGAUUUCCACAAACUACUGUUUCGUGGGGAUUGAAACCGGAACCUCCUGCGAUAGACAGGCGCGCCGAGCUGGAGGAACGGGAGCGCGAGCGUGAACGGGAAAGAGAACGCGAACGAGAGCGUGAACGUGCCGAACGGGAACGCGAGCGUAUCAGACGCGAAAGAGAACGGGAGAGGGAGAGAGAGGAACAACGUGAAAGAGAAAGGCGGGAACGCGAGAAAGAGGAGAAGAGGAAACAGCAGGAAGCGGCCGAACGGGAGCGAGAAAGGCGAGAUAAGGAGCGUCGCGAGAUGGAAAGACGUGAGAUGGAGCGCGAGAGACUACUUCAUCAGAAUCGACAACAUGUGGUUGCAUCCCGAGAUCGUUCGCCGCUCAGGAACGGUUCGGCGCCUUUGGAUACUGGGGAAGUGCGCGUAAAGGAAGAACCACGCAAUAAAGACGACGAGGUUGUAAUGCUUCCACGACCGCCAGUACCCGGUCCCGGAGCGACGGGGCCCGCGCCAGGACCUGGACCAAAUCCACUGCCCGAUCCGAGAUACCACCCGCAUCCACAUGCCUAUCUUACGAGGCAUCCACACGGUAUGCCAGCUUCGCAUUCUAUGCCACGUAGCAUGCUUCCCAGUUUAAGCGCACAUCCGAUGCAGCAUUUUCCACCGCCAACUGCGCCUGCCGGUCAACCGGGAGCCCCUUGGCCGGGCGAUCCUUUCCGGGAAUACCGGUUUGAUACGCUGCAACAGUUACGAUAUAAUCCGUUAGUGGCGGCGUUCAGAGCUGAAGAAGAGGAACGAGCAAAACUGUACGCCGGCUAUCCUCCACCGCCGGUGAAUACACUCAGGAGUAAGGACCCUAGUCCAGGUCCGCUCAGCAAUUUGCAUAUGCAUCAUAGAGCAGGACCUGGUCCAGGAGUACCGACACGUCCGCUCGAAAACGCCCUCAUGCACGCGGAUAUUCACAAGAAAGAAGAUGGAUCGCAGUCCCGAUGAUACUUUGUUUCGGCGUCCUCGGUUUCUGCGAGCGAACGCACUGACGGUCCGACCUUUUGAGCACCCCAUCCAGUUAACACUCGGAGUUUGGUGCUGAUAUUUUGCUAACAGAAAAAAGCGUUAUUUAAAAAAGAAAGUGUAAAUAGAUACUAUAUA
Messenger RNA from Trachymyrmex cornetzi, 3858 nucleotides. It is a transcript of the gene tay, whose product is annotated as tay bridge kinase. The record is from RefSeq and is a predicted model, not a curated record. The coding region runs from base 1 to 3702 and encodes 1233 amino acids. NCBI's taxonomy places the organism in Eukaryota, Metazoa, Arthropoda, Insecta, Hymenoptera, Formicidae. The transcript has 17 exons.